Messenger RNA from Candida dubliniensis CD36, 450 nucleotides. RefSeq names its product putative non-LTR retrotransposon Zorro 3 orf1-related protein. The coding region runs from base 1 to 450 and encodes 149 amino acids. The transcript has a single exon. NCBI's taxonomy places the organism in Eukaryota, Fungi, Ascomycota, Pichiomycetes, Serinales, Debaryomycetaceae. The record is from RefSeq and is a predicted model, not a curated record.
AUGUUUGUUACUUCAUUGUUGAUCUCUUCUCGGGACAAGUUCCGAAAAGAAGAAUCAUUCCAAAAACAAACGGAUAGUAAUAACAGAUUAAUAUUUGAAAAAUGUACCACAAGGGUGUUAUCAAACUGCAGAUAUUGUGAAUACUGCAGAUCGAUGAACCACACUAAGUACAAUUGCCAAUUAAUCAAACCUUGUACCAAUUGUGGUAUCAAGGGUCAUAAAACGACCAGCUGUAAAAAAGCUACGUCGGUGCCAACGACAAUUUUACAAAGACCAGGAAGCCAACAGUAUUUCCCAGCUUUUUUUUUUUUUUUUUUAUUUAAUCUUUGGGCAUUCAAAAAAAAGAAAAAGUAUUCAGAAACAUUUUGUUCGAGCAUUUCUCAGUUGCUUCUCCCUUGUCUUAUUGUAGAAGGUAGUGUGGUUUGGUUGUAUUCUUUUUUUUUUUCUUAA